Amoebophrya sp. A120 is the source of this 3927-nucleotide messenger RNA. The record is from the annotation of a GenBank genome assembly. Lineage: Eukaryota; Dinophyceae; Syndiniales; Amoebophryaceae.
AGUUUCUGCCAGCGACAAAGAUCCAUGUUGUUCCUUUUUCUCUAAACAGCUGUUGAAGCUGCAUGCUUUUUCCGAUUUUCGUGACUCUAGCUGCCAAUGUACCAGUACUAUGCGGGCGGCAUCCCAUGAAAUGCGCCGAGUCAGCUCAGGUAUAGCAAAGUAAGAAUCUUGAUCUUCAAUAGAGCGACCACGCACAAGCACGACCUCAGAUUUGAUAAAUUCAAGAUGCCGCCGAAGCAGCCUUCCUCCGGGCUGCCCCUGGAGGGCAAGACGUUUGUGUUCACGGCCGAAAUGGAGUCUCUGGACCGUGAAACCGCCAAGGACAAGAUCAAAACGCUGGGCGUAUCAAAAGGGAAAAUCCCCCCAUCCCAUAUCGAAAACGAAAUUUGUGAUGCUGUAUUUCUAUUUGGAAACACAAAUCGACUUGUAAUGCUAGAAGGCCAAGAGCCGCAGGCACAGUUGUGGCCUCGUUUGCAGGCAAUUUGUCAUGCUGUUUCCCAUUUCCAGCUGCUUCCUGUCAUGCUGAAGAUGCAAGACUUCCCCACGCCACCCGGCACUACAGUGCGCAUCUUUUCCCUUCUAGCAUGACAAAGCUGAUUUGUGACUGCAAAUCUGCAUCACAGAUUUUGGCUCAAGACCGCGGCCUUUUUUUUUCAACCUUUCAUUUCUUGGAUUUUUUCAGCCAAACAAAAAAGCAGGUCGCAACAGGGAGAGGGAUCAUGACUAGCCACGUAGAUGUCGUUGAACAUCCGGCAGGAAAAUCCCUACCCCUGCAAGCUCGGGCGACGUGGUAAGGCAGACGGGAACGCCCAAUAAACCUUCACUAGAUCGCAUGCAAACAGGCCUCGGCACCUGUUUGCAUAUCGGUCGACGUGAGCACCGCGGCAGCAUUAAGGUCAAAAUGAAAAAUAGGAAUGAGAUUCAUCGUAAGUUUAGUAAACAAACUGCCGCCAUGUAAAAAAAAAAAAUCUGCAUCACAGAUUUCCGUAUUGAUAUGGGGAGGGGGGAUUUUUCUUCUUGAUAGGGCGGCAAGGCCACGGAUUCCGUCAGCGGCAAGACCUCGUACCUGGUUGCCGGCUCCCGCCUGGAGGGCGCGGGCGCCCCGGGCACCGUGGAAGAGACUUCCAAGUACCGCAAGGCGGAGAGUUUAAUUGCGGAGGGCAAACCCCUGAUCAUUCUGCGCGAGCAAGAGUUCUUGCAGCUCCUCGAGGCGGCCGAGCAGAAAGCCGCCGGUACUUCUGCAACUGGUGGUGCCGCGGCCGGGCGAGGACAACAACUCCCUUCGCCGAUGCAGCAGGGCGGGUCAUCUGCCUCUUCCGGUGCAGCGGCUGCCCGCAGUGCAGCUGGACCUGCGGUCGUGCCCGCGAGUAUGACUACGAAGCCGAAUGAACACAUUCCCUGGGUCCUGAAGUACGCCCCGAAGUCGGUGGACGACCUGCAGGGCCACCAAACGCAGGUGAAAAAGUUGCGCGAGUGGCUUCGAGACUGGGACGACGUCGUGCUGCGCGGGAACAAAAAACCGGCGGGCAACUUCCGCGGACAGGUCGAAAACGUGAAUGCCCGGGGCGCACUCAUCACCGGGCCGCCGGGGAUCGGAAAAACCACCGCCGUGAAGAUUGUGUGCGAGGAGUUCAAGGACACGCACGUGGCGCAGUGGUACAACGCCUCAGACUCCCGGGGUAAGAAAGCGAUCGACCAGCUGGCCAUGGGGCUCGCACAAGUGGCGGGGGUGGACUGGACCGCCGGGGCUACGCUGAAGGAACAGAAAGUGACGAAACGGACAAUCAUCGUGAUGGAUGAAGCAGAUGGUAAGUGCUUCUAAGCAAAAUAAGCCUGCAAGAAGCCAUGUUGUCGGGCGUUACUAUUGGUAAAGUAAGUGCUUGUAGUUGUCUGCUUUUUCUUUCGGAGUAGUACCAUACCAAGAUGGUGCUUUGUUUCUCCAGUACUCGUACUGACUUCUGUUCUCACUGUCACUUUUAGGUAUGGGCGCUGGCGACCGCAUGGGUACGUCGGCGCUAGCAAAGCUGAUUCAAACCACGUCAAACCCGGUGAUUUGCAUUGCCAACGAUGGCAGCAAGGAGCAGAAGAUGCGGACCCUGGCGAGCAAGUGCUACGACCUGAAGUUUUUCCGGCCCAUCAAAACGCAGAUUGCGAAGCGCGUCGCGUUCAUCUGCGCACAGGAGGGCAUUCGCGCGGAGCCCAACGCGCUGGAGGCCCUGGCGGAGGCCACGGGGAAUGACCUGCGCCAAGUGAUCACGCAGUGCCAGGCGCUGGCCGCGCGCGGCACGCAAACCAUCGACGCUGGGGCCUUGACGUUUGCGAACGUGAAGGACAAGGUGAAGCAAAUCGAGAAGGACAUGACCAUCGACGGGUUCGGGGGCGCGAAGAAACUGCUGGACGCGCGGGAGCACAAAAAGAUGAACUUCCACGAGCAGAUUAUUACAGUGAAAAGUACCCCCCACCCCUGAAAAUUCAAAAAUUUGUGAUGCGAAGUUUCCAAAUGAAAGCUUUUUGUCAUGCAUGAAAGAAGUAUGAAUCUUUCUGAUGCAGAGUCUAGGCGUGUAUCGCAUCGCUUGCAUGACAAGCGCCGCUCUUGCUGGAGUCUUUUGCAAUGCAAAUUUUUGCUAUUCACGAUUGGACACCUGUGAUGCUGAUAGAUGCAAGAGAGCGAAUGUUUCAUUUGGAAAGGUUUGCGAAUACAAAUGCUCCGGGGUGGGGGCAUUUUUCAUUGUAAUACAGAUGGACGCCUACUUCGCGGACUACGACCUGGUGCCGUUGCUGGUGCAGGAAAACUACAUCAAGUACUACGAGCAGGCCAACGGCAAAAGCGUGUCCGACGUGGCGUUCGCCGCGGACCUGAUUGCGCAGGGCGACUACUGCAGCAAGGUGCUCCGCAAGGAGAACGCUUGGUCGUUGCUCCCGGACGUGGGCCUGUGCGGCAGUGUGUACCCCACCGCGAAAGUGUCUGGGUUCCGCAACUUCCCAGACUUCCCGCAGUGGCUCGGGAAGAACUCGAGCGCGAACAAAUCGAAACGAGUGGUGAAGGACUUGAGUGAGGCGGUGUGGAAAAAGAGCGGCAUGAACCCGGACCAAAUGAUCCAGACCGGCUUUGCCGAGCUGCUGUACACGAAAAUCAUCGGAUUUUUGAAAAAGGGCGACAUCCCCCGGGCCGCCGCGCAGCUGGACAAGCUGGGGCUCACCCGCGACCACCUGGCGGCGCAGCUUAGCGAAUGCCGCGCGCCAUUUGACUUGCGCGAUGAAUACAAGUUGUUGGAUACCGACGUCAAGAAGAAGCUCGGCCUGGAGCUGAAGAAGCCUGAGUACUAGUUCUGCACGUUUGUCUUUGAGUAGUUUCGUCAAAGAACAAUGCUGAGUGUAGUAUGAGUAUAUGACCACACUACUUAUGUAUCUGAUUGUCUCUGAUGUGCUAAGUGCCGGCCGACACUACAAUUUUUGAAAAUGUUGGUUCUUUCAUGAAUCUCGCACCCUGAAACUGCACCCAGGUACACGAACCAGCCGCUUGGCGGUGGAGCAGUGUUGAAGAGACCACGGAAGGAGAAGAAGGAGAAGGCAGCCCAGAACGACGAUGGUCAGGAGCACGACGAGGAGUCAGAAUCGGAGGAAGAAAGCGAAGUCGACGACGCCGCAAAACUCGACGAAGCACUGAAAGCCGCAAAAGCAAAACCGAAGGGCAAGGCCAAAGCAAAGGGGAAGGCUGCGGCCAAGAAGAAAACAAAAACAUGAACUUGACUCUGAAUAUAAGGAGACCAGAUGAACAUCAAUGAGCAACAAAAAAGAAAAUCUCCACACCAGCACAAUGUCAAUGAUCUGUUGUUGUUGAAAUCCGAUGAUUGAUGUGAGAACAACAACGAAAACUACCAUGGAUUCACAGAAUGAGACACCUCACCAGGAUACGAGCCGAAUGAU